CGCGGGCCGGGGCGCCGCGGCGGCUUGGAACGGCCGGCGGCCCGCUGGCGCCGGGGGCCGGGGCGGGGGCCUGCGCUGGGGGCCGACAGCGACAAAUGAGAGUUAAAAAUAUGUAUCAAAGAGUGCAGGGAAUGGCUCACACAAAUGACAUGAGAGCUGGAGAAAAUGGCCAGUAGUUGGAGAAUUAAAGGCUCCGUGCAAUUCAGUCUAGCAAAAAUGAUACGGGGCAGGGAGGGUGCAGAUGGUGAUAAUUUCGGUAUGUAGCGGUGCUUGUAGGGUAUGCAUCUGUCCUUAAAGUCUGAUUACGAAUACCAAGGUGCAAAGGAAGGUUAACAGAAAAAUAUGAGCUGAAAGGUAAAGACAGGUUUUACAUACAAAAUGAGCACCUUUAUGAGCAAUGAGAAGGAUCUGCCCAGGAUGGUAGGCAUUUUUCCCAUCUACUGUCUUUAAAAUAAACCGAGUACCUUUCUGAAUGACUUACAGAUGUUAACUGCAAAAUACAGGAUUCAUGAGCAAUCAUUUACUAUUUUGUCACUAGUAUUAAUGGAUGAGUAAGACAUUUAAAUCUUAAAACAAUGGAAACUCACGCUUUUGAAAUCCACCCUGCGAUUUCUCUCACUUUACAGCAGCGAACUUUUCAAUGUGGUCAAGUCUUCAAGCACUGAGUUGAAUGUGCACUUGAUAGUUGUUUUGUAAUGUGUGUUAUGCUGUGAUCAUGGUGACCGAAGACCAUGGGCACUGUGUCAUGCCUUUAGCAAACAACUUUGCCAAUGAAAAAGAUGUUUCUGUUGGCCUGUUACCUGUAACCAGGAGGUCAGGACCAAUCAACACAAGAAAACUUCUCUAUGUAAGGAUGUGGUUAAGUUGGACUUUAGGUAAAAAACAUCGUUAUGAGACUGUGCUCUUUAAGGUAGGAGAGAAGUUUUCAGAGGUGGUAAGGAUUUUCUUGUAACAAUGUAAUGUCAAAUUAUAUAAUUUUAUAAAGAUAAUAUUUCUAUUUUUCAGAUAAACUGAUUUGUUAUUAAAAUGGCUCAAAAUAAAGCAUUGAAACUGCAUGGUUAUUACAACAGACCUAUUGCAGGUGGCAGUUUUCAAGUGAAGUAUGUAACCGUUCAGGGGUUUUUACUAGAACGAUGCAUUGCACUAGUGUUUUAAUACACUCUGGUUUUGAAAAUUCUGAUGAAGUUUAGUUACUCUUAAAAGUAGUGGAUCUUCUUCAGGGAAAGUGCAAAACUAGUUAUCUAAUACUGUCUAUAAGUUUACGUGGUGCAUUAUUGACCCAAAUCCACUGCUGAGCUAGUUUGAGAAACUUACAGCUUUUUUCAUUGUGCAGUUCAGCAACAGAAGUUUUAUAAUCCAGGCAAUGAGGAUCUCCACAGGCCAGGCAAACUUGUGUUUGCUGAAUCUUUUCUUCUAUUCAACAAAUUUGAUACAUAUGUUACAUAUGUUUUGUAUGUAAAAUAAGUUGUUAAUGCAAGGUAUUUUGUGACCGCAGAAGCUUCAUCUUUGUAAUUUUUUUCUGUUUUACAAGUAACAGAAGACAUAACUUCUUAUUGUAAUCAAUCUGUAGUAAUUCUGACAGCAGACGAGAACAAUUCCUUUCAAACAAAUCCCUUUGCAUUAGAAAAUACUUUCUGAAGAGUAUGCCUAUGCUGGUUAUGUUCACACAUCUGUGCAUAUCUGUGUGCCUGCCUGCCUUACAUAUGAGAAGUGUAGCACCACUGCCGUUGGCAGCCAUUGCAGAAACCAUUUUCUAACACUGCUGCUGUUGGACUCCUCUCAGCUUGUACCAUGAAGCCAGGCAGACCAAAAUGCCAGGGUAUGUUUACAGAAGAGGCAAGACAGCUGUGAUUCAAAACUGAAAACAGAAAAAUGAAAAUAAGAUAGAAAAUACCAAUACAGAAGUACUACUUAAAUGUCUUCAAUGGAAUUUUCUUGGCUCUGUGUCUUAUGCUUUAGACAUUUGGUCUGUGGCUUUUAUUUGACAGAAGCAAUUUAUUGAGUGUGUUAUUUUCUUCAGGUGAGAACCAGCUAGUGGCAUAUAUUUCUUGUCUGUUAGUUGGAAUUGGAUCUGUUAUUACUUUUACAUGCUUGAGAUUCCUUGGAAGUGUUGUGGAAAUCAAAUGUCUACUAGUUAGAUAUAUGAGUUUUCAAAUCCUGGUGUUUGUUACCCAGAUGGCAAUACUGGUGUUGAUACUCCUGAAGAAAGAAGAGAUAUACAAUCAAUGGAACAAAAGAAUUGAUUAAGUUAUUUCUGAAUAUGGGAAUGAGAAUCUGGCUGAGCAGGUACCUCUGCGGAACAUUCUGAAUGCUGUGCAGCACAAUAUGGAAUGCUGUGGAAGAUACAAUGUCACACAGUGGGAAAGGAACAAAACCAAGGAAAAUAGUACUCAGAUCCCAUGUUCAUGCACAAAAUCCAGUCUGAAGAAAUGGUUUUGUGAUGUCCCAAGUGAUUCAACAUGCAGUAUCGGAUGUGAAGAAUAUUUAAAUAUGUGUUUUGAAAACAAUGUUUUGAUCUUAACUGCGAUUACUAUCAGCCUGCUGAUUAGCCAGGUAAGAAUAGUUUUAAGCAAAACCCCACAAAAUACUAAUAUUCUGCUGGGGAUAUUUUUGAUCUCACUAAUUAACUGGUCAGCUAUUCAGAAACAUCAGAAAGAAUAA
This is a messenger RNA of Falco peregrinus (peregrine falcon), 2661 nucleotides long. It is a transcript of the gene TSPAN19, whose product is annotated as tetraspanin 19. The record is from RefSeq and is a predicted model, not a curated record. NCBI's taxonomy places the organism in Eukaryota, Metazoa, Chordata, Aves, Falconiformes, Falconidae. Gene Ontology annotation, cellular component: membrane.